Canariomyces notabilis is the source of this 1116-nucleotide messenger RNA. RefSeq lists its product as uncharacterized. The transcript is spliced from 2 exons. The coding region runs from base 1 to 1116 and encodes 371 amino acids. Lineage: Eukaryota; Fungi; Ascomycota; Sordariomycetes; Sordariales; Chaetomiaceae. The record is from RefSeq and is a predicted model, not a curated record.
AUGCCACCCAAGAAUCGCGAGUACUACCUUGGCACGAGUCCCGGCCAGGACUUUGCUUGGCUCACAUUCCGAGCGCCUACCCUGGCUCAGCAUCCUGAGAACAAAGCAGAGCCAACGCCGACGUAUACAGUCCCUAAGCAUCAGCGCACAACGAUGCCGCCCAUAACGGAAGAGCCGGCGCAGGCCUUGAUGUUGCCUGCCAACAUCAAAGCGAAGGCAGGCGCUGUCGCAACCAAGUCUGAAGCAGCCAAGUCGAAAAAGGCCAAACCUCCUAAAGCGGCGCCGAGAAGAGCCGGCCCAUGGUCGGAUUGGUACGUCAGCGAAGACCGUCAUUACUUUUGGAGAGCAAGGAAGACACCUAGUGAAACUUGGGACUACCAGUAUAAACCGAGCUACCAAGAACAGCCCAGGCCCGCAGCCGCAUCGUCGACCACCCCAAGAAGCAAGGCUAAGCAACAGCCAUCCUCUCCCUCGCCAGGACCGGCCCCAACCAGUCCCACCCGGGUGCCAAAUUUUGACUCACCCAAAACCUCUUGGCCAACAAUCAUAACUACCUCGACGGGAUACCCAACCGAAGUAUCCGCCUCCAGCUCCAGGACGCUGUCCACUCUUGCUAGAGAAGUUGAAGAGGGCAGCGGGGAAACCGCUAGUUUGGACCUCGUGCCCAUAGUUGUAACAGCUAGGCCGCAGCCCGCGCGCAGCAAGCACAGCAAACGGCCCGUUGGGCCCGUCUUACGCCUCAUCCAGGAAAGUCGCAGUCGCCGGUCCAAGUCCGAGGUUAACAAAUCUACGGUCGCUGUUACGGCCUUCACCGCUGCAGCGGGUACCACCGCGCUAAGCAACGACGAUAGAGCCAAGGGGAAGAACAAGCAGCAAGGACAGGGCGACGGCGCAGUUCACGACGGCCACGAUCAUAGUAGCAAUGGCUAUAAUACUCACAGUAAUCUCCCAACCAAGGCUCGCGCGGCAUAUGCGAAGAAGCUGCAUGCCAAGGUCAAGUCGGAGAAGGAACUAAAGGCCGAUCCAAAGCGGCGGGUGAGGACAUGGUUGAAGGGCGUCGAGCUGGAUACCGCGCCCCUACCGCUGGAUGAAUGGGGUUUCCCAAUCUACCGAUGA